AUGAACGCCGCGCUGCUCCAGCAAAUCCAACAGGGCAAGGGCCUCAAGAAGUCCCAGACCAACGACCGCUCAGGCGUGCAGAGCGCAGGCGGCGUCGUCGGUGAGGGCGGUGCAGCCGCAGCUCCCAAAGCUGCCCCGCCUCGUCCGCCACCCCCUGCUUCCAACGAUGUCGCACCCGACAACCCGGCUGCUCAGCUGGCCGGCCUCUUCGCAGGCGGUAUGCCUAAGCUUAAGAAGACCGGUGGACCAGCUGCAUCACACGCCGGCGGCUUUGGCAAGCCUCCUCUCAUCCCCAGCGCAGGUCAUGGGCCUCCCAAGCCAAGCGGCGCAACUCCGCCGCCGCCAGUCCCCUCGUCAGCGCCGCCGCGAGCCCCACCCGCUCGGCCAACCCCACCUUCGGCGCCCGGUCGCGCUCCUCCUGCACCGCCUCGUCCUCCGCCCAGCGUGCCGGGUCGUGUCCCUCCCCCUCCUCCUGCCCCGCCCGCCCCACCAGCACCUAGCCGACAUGUGCCCGCAGCCCCAGGCCGAGUUCCUCCGGCUCCACCUGCACCACCUGCGUUCUCGGCACCGUCGCGUGGCCCUCCUGCGCCUCCUGCGCCUCCUCGCCCUCCCCCUGGCCCCCCAGCGCCGCCGCGCACCCCACAUGCACCCCCUCGUGCGCCCCCUCCUCCCCCUUCGCCGCCCCGUGAGAUGUCUCCUCCGCCGGCCCCUCCCCGCCCUCCGCUUGCGCCGCCCCGCCCUUCGCCGGCGAUCUCCAGCCGCAGCCCGGCUCCACCCCCCCCUCCCCGUCCCGCGAACGCUGGCCGCCCUGUUCCGCCUCCCCCUCCGCCUCCCCCUCCCCGCCCUGGGACGUCGUCGCCGGCUCGCGCAAGCCCUACUCCUCCUGCUCUCCCGAGCCGCAUGCCGCCUGCUCUUCCCCAGCGGGUUCCUAGCAGUCGGUCCGUGCCUCCCGCGCCCCCUCGCCCAGGCGGCAAUGCCACGCCGCCCCGGGCUCCCCCUCCCCCACCGCGUCCAACGGGGGCACCGAUGCUCCCUCCUCGUGCGCCGAUGCUUCCUUCUCGCACGUCCACGCAUCCACCGCGUUCUCCGUCGCCCGAGCCACCCGCGCCUCCCCUGCCACGGAGACCCACUUCGACGUCCGUGCCCUCUGGUUCCGUUACACCCCCUGUGGGAUCGCUAGCUCACGGCCCGCCGCCAGCCCGCCACAACCUUCCCCCGCCGAUGCGCAUGGCGCCUCCACCCGCACGCUCGCCUCCUCCUCCCCAGCGUUCCCCCGUCCCGCGCCAGGAGGACAAUUCGCCGCCCCCUCCUCCCGUGGGCCGCAGUCCAGCCGCCGCAGCCCUGGCUGCAGCCGGUAGACUGCGCUCCUCGAGCAAUGUGUCCCACAAUGAUGACGCGCCUCCUCCGCCCAUGGGCCGUAGCCCGGCUGCAGCUGCCCUAGCCGCGGCAGGCAGACUUCGCUCUUCAAGCAACGCGUCCAACAACGACGAUGCGCCACCUCCUCCCACGGGUCGCAGCCCCGCAGCUGCAGCCAUGGCUGCAGCCGGCCGUCUGCGCGCGCCGAGCAACCCACCUCCGCUGGCUCCGGCGCGCUCCACGCCACCAACCCCUGCUGCUUCUCCACCUCCCCCACCUCCCGGACCGAGCCCGGCCUUGCGUCCGGCCUUGCGCCGUCCGCAGAGCACGUUUGCGCCGCCUCCUCCGAGCCCGGCCUUGCGCCCGGACUUGCGCCGUCCGCAGAGCACGUUUGCGCCGCCUCCUCCGAGCCCGGGCCUUUCUCCCGUCGCCAAGCGCCCGGCCUCUGUCGCCGUAUCGCACGACAUGAGCAGCAACGGCGCGGACGACGGUGUGCCCGAGCCGCCCGCUGUCGUUGGAUCAUGGACGUUCGCGAUGAAGGGCAUGUUCCCGCCGCCGCGUCCGUGGCACGGCGGACAGAAGACGUACGGCAGCGGUAACACGAGCGGAGCGGGGAUUGGCUACAAGGUUUAG
Molecule: messenger RNA, 1989 nt
Organism: Cutaneotrichosporon cavernicola
Lineage: Eukaryota; Fungi; Basidiomycota; Tremellomycetes; Trichosporonales; Trichosporonaceae
Exons: 5
Coding region: 1-1989 (662 amino acids)
Molecular function (GO): actin binding
Source: RefSeq, a predicted model, not a curated record